AUGCCUUCACCCCACUGGGACAGAAUUUUGGUUGGAGUCACCUGUUGUGUAGUGACUGUGGCCCUUUGGGCUCUGUACAUUUGGCAGCUCCUCAGGUUCAAAGCAGUUAAUUUUUGUGACUACAGUACUGAGACUGUGAACAUUUCUGAAAAGUAUAAAUACCUUACUUUUGAACAGAUUAUAGUGGGUAAAUAUGACCCCUCCACAAAGGAAUGUGCACCUGAUACUGUGAAUUGUAAUGCUCCAGUAGAAAUCCUCAUGUGCUCCAGAGAAAGGAAAAAUUCUACUUUAAAGACUCCCCAGAUUCUGAAUUCCAAUGAAAAUCUGGACUCUUUAGCAUCACAGAUAAUCUUAAAGUAUUACUUAAACAGUUUCUGCGACUCUGCAAUGUCCUGGGGAAAAAAAAAUGGGGAGUGGAAACAGAAAAUUGAGGAAGGUCUAAUUAUUGCAAGUAACACUCAAAUCCUCAGCUGACUGACCAGACAGAACAUCACUGCUGCUGCAAUCAACACAGUGCAGAUUAUGAGAAAGCCAAAUGUUUCAGAAGACUUUCAGGCAUCUGUGGCAGUAAUGGCUACAGUGAGUCAGCUCUUGGACGCCAACAAAACAGGAUUUAUCUACAAUAAUCUUGUCAAUGCCACAACCAGCCUCAUGAAAGUAAUGGAGGUAUUAUCUUUGACUGGUAACAUCUCACAGCCCAAUGCUGCAAUCCAGUCUGCUCCACUGAAAUUAAGCUCCUCUGUGAUUCUGGUUUUGGCACAGAGAAAUAAAUCCUAUACAGUGCUGGCAAAAUACCAGCCAACAAAACUAGAAAUACAGGAAAAUGUUCCUGGGCUUAUUGGUGACCUCAGUACUGAAGUUCAGAUACUGUUCAACAUUAUAAGUUCAUCAGACAGUGGCAGAGCUGGAUUUGUCCUGUAUCAGAAUGACAAAUUCUUCCAGGCCAGGGUUUAUCAGAGUCUCCACUGGUGGAGACAAAAAUGAGUCAUCUCUGGCAACAUUGGUGGUGGAGUAGUGAGUAGUGUUGAAAUAGCCUUCAGUCCCAGGAAAUUUAUCUCAUUUCUGAUACAAUUGGUUUUCUGGGCAUUUCAGAUAAAAUAUAAAUAUACAAAGCCUUUGGAUUCUAUUUCUUAUAUUGGUAUUGGAUUGUCCAUGACUGGUGUGGUUAUUACCAUUUUGUUUCAAAUACUCACUAGGAAAACUUGAAACUUAUCUGUAAAAUGGAUGUUAGUGAGUCUCUGCUUUUCUUUGCUCAUUUUUAAAAUCAGCUUCAUCUCUGGAACUGAAAAUUAAACUUCCAGGAAGUGCAGUGACAAUACCACCAGAUGCUUCCAGCAAUACCUCCCUUAUGAUGCCAGUUCCACCUCACUCACCUGUGACGUGGUGGAUCCUCCUGCAGACUCCUGGUGCACAGCUGUGGCUGUCCUACUGCAUGCACAGUUUUGUGUUGGCAGCAUUUCUGGGUCAGCACUCAGUUCUGCACUGUUGUACUUAUUGCUGCUCAGAGCCAUGAAACUGCUGCCUGGACAUUUCCUUGUAACCAUGUCAGUAAUUGGAUGGGGAAUCCCUGCCACAGUAGUUGCAAUAACACUGCAAGUUAUUGCUACUGACAGAGAAGGAAAAGCUCUAAACUACCAAGGAAGAAUUUUUUGCUGGCUUGCAGCACUGGACUAAUAUCAUUUCAGUGUGUAAAAGCCCAUGUUGUGGUCAUUCCUCUUGCCAGUAGCACUCAUACUCCUGUUUAACAUCUUGAUCUUUAUCAGGAUCAGUAUCUCUGUGGUAUGGAAGAAGAUUAAUUUGAUAAGAAGAAAUAGAAAGGAUUCAUUAACGAAAAAUAUGAUUAGCACUGUCUCUAUAGUGGUAGUGCUCAGGAUCACCUGGAUGAUUGGCUACCUCAUCUUAAUAAAUAAUAAAAAAACAAGUCUUGUUUUCAGCUUUCUGCUUUGCAUUUUAAAUGCUACCCAGUCCACACUUUCAUUUCCUCUACAAGGACUCCAGAUUUGUAUUCUGUUCACUUUCAGAACACCAUUCUUCAAAAAAAAAAGAGUUCCCAAAGUGUUUCUUGUUUUCAAGGUACCACUAUAUCUGCAUUCAAGAACAUAAAAUGUUUCAAAAUCACAGCCUGAAAAACAUUCACAGGAAACUUUCAGAUCAACCCAGACUUUUUCUGACAGUAUUUUCUUGUCUACCUUCCCAAACUGGAACUAG
This is a messenger RNA of Pseudopodoces humilis (Tibetan ground-tit), 2208 nucleotides long. NCBI's taxonomy places the organism in Eukaryota, Metazoa, Chordata, Aves, Passeriformes, Paridae. The record is from RefSeq and is a predicted model, not a curated record.